Molecule: messenger RNA, 466 nt
Organism: Oncorhynchus masou masou (cherry salmon)
Lineage: Eukaryota; Metazoa; Chordata; Actinopteri; Salmoniformes; Salmonidae
Product: splicing factor 3B subunit 5-like
Exons: 1
Coding region: 233-466 (77 amino acids)
Biological process (GO): mRNA splicing, via spliceosome
Cellular component (GO): U2 snRNP; precatalytic spliceosome
Source: RefSeq, a predicted model, not a curated record
GUUUAAAGGACAGUUUCUGGCUAUACAAAGCAAAUUACAAAAAAUGUCUAAGGUUGUUUGAAAAUAAAAGAGAGCCGCACUCUCUAGGAGCUCAGAUGCAAAAAAUGUAAUUACCAACGUUUCGACAACCAAGCUGUCUUCAUCAGGGUAUUGCUAAGGUUGUAACAUAGGCUAAAUAACAGCUAUACGCACUGAAAUAAUUUUCCUUCCUUGUCCAGACAUCUGCCUGAAGAUGACAGACAGAUACAACAUUCACAGCCAGUUGGAGCAUCUUCAAUCUAAAUACAUUGGAACAGGCUUUGCUGACACCAGGAAGUGGGAGUGGUUGGUGAACCAACAUCAGGACUCAUACUUUUCAUAUAUGGGUCACUUUGACCUGUUGAAUUACUUCUCUGUUGCUGAGAACAAGAGCAAAGCCCGAGUGCGCUUCAAUCUCAUCCUGUGUCCCACCUUCGGACAAACCUGA